AACGAGAGGCACUGACUUAAAUUUCUUUGUAGAAAAGCGCUUUAUGAAAGUAAGUACAUUUGCUAUUAAUUUACAACGCAGCCUUGACACAUUCAAUAUGGCGAUGAGGUUGACGUAUCGCGGCAGUGGACAAACUCACUCGGUGCGGCGUCUAUAACUAUGGUCUAGAUGGCCCGUGGCGUGGCCCGAGAGUGACUAGGGGCUGGCCACCCUGUAGCUACGCCAGUGGUUUUGACAUGAAAAGUCGUAGUCAACCGCAUAUGAUUUAUUAAUUUUUUUCUUGAAAAAACGAAGUGAAGCCGCGAAAUUCGAAACGUGAACUGCAAUUUUGAGCACUCCAUAUGGGAGAUUAUCAUCAUUUUACAAGCACGUCACCCGAGCAUCCCAUAAUUUAUCUAAUUAUUUUUAUUCUUUUAUUUAUUUCUUUUUAUUAGUGCAUUUCUAUGCUUGGACACUCCCUGUAGUCAAACAGCAGCCUAGAUGGAGUUAAACAAUGACCCCUGCUGGCCGCCGGCUGCUAUUACACCGCAGGUACACCGUCGAUACAGGAAACGCUUCUCGUCCGAGGAGGAUGUGGCUUUGGGCUCCACAUGUCCAGGUUGGUGCAACCCAUCUGCAGAGUACCGCCCCCUUCUUUUCAGACGCAGACUUGAGGAAGUCCAGUGCAUCCAGCAGCAGAAGACCAGGAGAGGAGGAGGGAACAGAAGUGAGUUAUAGUGAGACCCCCCACAUCCCUCAGGCUCACCCCAGGAAGAGGAAGAAGGGCGACCAUGAUCGACCUGAGCUACCUGACGGAGGAGGAGCAGGGGGUCAUCAUGACGGUGCUGAGGAGGGAUGCCCAACUCAAGAAGGCAGAGGAGCAGAGAGUCAGGAAACUAGAGAGCAUCCUCAGCGAAGGUUCAUCGCUGCCAGACUCCAAGCUUAAGUAUAUGACAGGCGAGUGGUUCUACGAGGCCAAGUCACGCAGACACAGGGACAAGAUCCAUGGCUCUGAGAUCAUCCUGGCCUCCAUGAAGCAGAAGAGAGCUUUUGAAGAAUCUUUUAGAGCCGAAAGACCAAAAGUGCCCAGCAGUCAAAGUUCUGACUCGGGGGCUCCACCAAAACCUGCCAGAUAUUUGGAUUCAUCAGAGCCACAGGAGCUAAGCAAUGCAGAGAAAGAGGACUUCAAAUCAGCCGUCCACUCUCCAAGAAUGACAAGACACAACCCUUUCAACAGAGUGUCCCUUAAUGUUGUCGAGCCCACUGAAGAUGCUUACAUCCACUCAAAGAGUCAAGAGCCAGAGACAGAGCCCGCCUCCUCCCUGAAGUAUCAACAACCAAGUGGGAGCAGUCAGACCUCAGAGACUUCCACCACGUCAGACGGCUCCUUUGCAGGGUUCAAGCCAGUGCCCAAAAAGAGGACAUUUACCUCAAAGCAAAACACCAGCCAGUCAGACAGCAGUGGCGUAGCCCUGGACCCUCAGGUGGGCUCAGUGGGGGUCGUCCCCGCCCCGAGGCAAAGCCUCUGGCAGGGCUCGAGCGGAAGCUCCAAUCAGUCCAACCUGAGGGGUCAAAAAAGUGAAGCUACGGUGUCUGUCCUACCGUUCCAUUCUGACGGGAUGUCCCAGCAGCCCCUGUGUGACGUGUCUCAGGUUAUGUCUCAUUCCAGUCUGGAGGGAGACAAAAAGCUAUUUUCCCUAAAUGUUGACAGAACAUUCCCAAGAGGCGGCGAGUCACUCAACACAGAAAAAGCACAGAUGACCAAAAACAAUUUAACCCAAAGAGAUCAGUCCGAUGGAACCACAGGAAGCAUCCUGCAUCCAGAGACUAGAGGCAGUGUGUUCACAGCACUGGAGGAACAUGAGUGGAGUUUACCUCCAAGUAUUGUGGGUGGCGAUCCUCCAAUAUCAUACGAUAUCAACUACACUGAGUUGUCUGAGCAGAAAGUGCAAAAGAGAUCACAUCAGAAACAUGCUUUCAAGUUGACCACGCAGACCUCCAGUCCCACCGGCAAUGAUGAGGACUCCAUUGCAAAAGUGCUGGACUGGUUCAACCGUAGCACCGAUAGUAGCAACUGGCUGAAUGCCAAAGACGAGCCCGAGGCUUCAAAGAGUCACUCUGGAAGCCACUAUGAGAAGGAUGCAUUGGUAACUGAGUUAAUAAAGAAAGAUGCAGGAGGUGUUGGAAGUAUUCAGGAGACGAAGAUGAAGAUGCUUUCAACGCAAGGACAAGAGGAUCUGCUGCCAAAGGAUGCUGGAGAUGGGAUAGUGAAAAAUGAAAAUGAAAGCCAAACACACAAAAAAAUCAGCAACAGAUACCCAAACACUAUUACAUCCAUGAUCCCGAGAGGUACAGUAGAAAAAGAAGAAUUGGGAAUCUUCAUUGGAAAGGUAACCUAUGCCAAAAAUGGAGAGGAUGAGCUGAAAUAUUUAAGAGACAACCAGAACGAGAUUGAAUUAGAUACACACAGUGAUAGCUUAACAUUAGGGAAGGGUUCAGACGUAGAGAUGUUAUGUGUCGAGCAACUGGCGCCACAAUCACAAUCAUCUCUGAGAUCCAGCUCAGAGUCAAAGGAGCUCAUUUCUGUCCAAACAUACCCACAAGUGGACACCAGUUACCAGUCCAGAGAUCCGGCAACAGAAGAAGAGCUGUCAUUGUUGACCCACACUCAACUCGUUGAUCCACUCUCUGAAAAGUUGUCAAGAACCAUCCACCCUGCACACUUAAAGACACAUGGGAACAAUGUUGAGACGUUCAGUAAAACACAGAGACAUUCAGGUGAAGAUUUGACAGAGAGACACGGUAAGGAUCAAAGUGCUCAAUCAAGCAUGUCUCCCAAAACAAAUGACCAAGCUGACAGUUCUCAAUCCUCAGUCCUCAUUCCUCAAGAAAGCACCACAAAGAAGAUCAAGCAGCUUAAAUCCUUCUGGGAGCAGGAGAAAACCAAGCCUGUGGUCCAUGACGGUAGACCCAACGCAGCUUGGGUUGCAAAGCUGAAUAAAAGAUUCUCCAAAUCAGAGUACGACUUGAGGGCCAUUAGCAACAAUUCAGGCAGCGAUGGAGAAGACUGUCAAAGAAACCAUUCAAAUCUGAGGUUAGAAAAAACGUCUCCGACACUUGGCACAAGCCGAGAGCACUUUAACAGCUUACUGGAGUUCUGGGGUGAUGCUACACCUGCCUCUAAGUCUGUUGACAAACCCAAAAGCCCCAGAAAACAACUGAAUAUUCAGCAUACACUUCAGGAGUUACAGAUUUCCGAGCCAGAGUCGUGCUGCUUAUCUCCUACUAGAACAUCUCAUAAUAGACAGAUGAAUGAUGCCACAAACAACCUUCCCAGUCCUCAGGUAGCUGAGUUGAGUGCAUCAAAAGAACCCAAAGAGAUUGUGGGAAGAGAGGAGAAAGCCGCAAAACCACUAACAUCUCAGACAAAGGAGGCUCAUUCUCCGAAGAAACGCAAAGACAGCUUCAGCCAUUCCAGCAGUCAUGGCAGGUCUAUGCGUCGAGCCACCAGCAUGUUCACACUUAUUGAUUCAGAACCAAGUUAUGGUCAGCUGAAGAUAGAUGUAAGCCCUGUCCACUCCCACAGCAGGAAACAGAGUGGAUAUCACAACAAAAGGCAAGCCUCAGAGGGAAGUGAGACUCCCCUCGCCAGGGCCUAUGUUCCUCGAGACUACCGCCACUACUUGGGGAUGGCAGAUGAAUCGAGCGCCCACUCCACCCCGAAGGAGGAGGUUUCUGAGGCCUUCAGUGGGCCUGUGAGGACCAGCACUCCUGUGGGCUCAGGGGAGAGAGGCUUCAAGAGGAGUACCAAGAUGAGUCCGCAUCACCUGUGGGCAAAUAACAGCAGCACAGACGCUGAUCCAGAGACUUCUGUAAGCAGCAUGUCUGAAUCCUGGUCCAAGUCGAGGAAUAUUUCCAAUGGUAAAAAUUAUGAUGACGACCAAAAUCCUGUGAGGAAAGCGUUACGGCGAGCAGAAGCUCGACCUAAACAUAAAAGUUUGGAGGACCUCACCGCAUCCUCGUCCCCAAGGCAAGAGAGAAGACAAGAUCCAACCGUUGACAUGAGACGAACCAGCAAUGAUUUUUUCACCUUGUGCUUUUGCACUGCUUUAGCGGUCAUGCCGUUACCUUCUUCAACCUUGUUCUCCGAUGCGGAGAACCUGAAGAAGAUGAGCAAAUCGGUUCCAUCAUUCUUGCAGAAGGAGGAUGACAACAACAUCUAUGAGGACGUUUUCUUCCAAGGAAGACACAUGAUGGACUUCUCUGACAUGGCCUCUGUCUCGUCUUUGAGCGGAAGUGUGAUGACCAUGGACAGUGGUGACUUUGGCAAUGUGGAGGUUCAAGGGAACAUCCAGUUCUCCAUCAACUACGUGAAAAAGCUCAGGGAGUUCCACAUCUUUGUGGCCGAGUGCCGAGACUUGGCCUCUGUCAACCCCAAGAGGGGGAACUCGGACCCCUAUGUCAAAAGCUACCUUGUCCCUGACAAAGUUCGCCUAGGAAAGAGGAAAACGUCUGUGAAGAAGAAGACACUUAAUCCGACUUUUAAUGAGAUCCUCAGGUAUCGAGUUGACAUGGACUAUCUCAGGACGCAGAUGCUUGUUCUCUCCGUUUGGCAUAACGACACAUUUGGUAGGAACAGCUUCUUGGGUGAGGUGGACGUAGACCUUUCCAAAUGGAACUGUGACCACACCCAGAUGAACGACUUAGCCCUGAAAUCCAGGACAUCACCCUCUCUGGCGCCGUCAAGUGGUCGAGGAGAGAUGAGACUUGCCGUACGUUUCCUGCCAAAGGUCAACUUGAGUGAAGGGUUAGCGAAAGAUCGUCCGACUGCAGGAGAGAUUCACAUUUGGGUAAAAGAAUGCAAGAACCUGCCUUUAAUCAGGACCACCAUCGACCCAUAUGUCAAGUGUUUCGUACUGCCGGACACAAGCAAAAAGAGUCGGCAAAAGACGCGCGUGCUGAAGAGAACGACGGAGCCCGUGUUUAACCACACCAUGGUGUAUGAUGGCAUCAGAGAGAUGGAUCUGGUGGAGGCUUGUGUGGAGCUCACCGUCUGGGACCGAGACAGGCUCACCAGCAACCUGCUGGGGGGCCUGAGGCUCGGUGCUGGGACAGGUCAGAGUUACGGGUCGGCCGUGGACUGGAUGGACUCUACUCCCUCGGAGGUGGCGCUGUGGGAGCGCAUGGCGGCAUCUCCCAGUGAAUGGGCGGAGGACGUGCUGCCUCUAAGAAUGCUGACCUCUGCCAAAACUGCCUUCAGAUAAGUAAAAGUACAUGACUGUUAUCAUACUGCCUUAACAACAAGAGCAGAAAUAUUAUAAUAAGCAUGACGUGAUAUGAAUACUUUAUCUGAACCACAAAAACACAUAUACAGUGACCAUCGGUCUGCACAACGACUGCUACAUGAACAACCAACUAAUGGCCCUUUCGAAAAUGCCUUCACCAUAUAGUUGUUUCAAUGGUAUGUUAUUUUUUUCCCCAUUUCUGCAAUAUACAAUCUUGUACUCUUUCAUUUAACACCACAGCUGUCCUUUUAACUGAACAAGUGGGGUUUGUUGCUCUCGCGCUCCCUCUACUGGUGUUCAGUGUCACCUACUGUAAGUCACCAUGGUGCAGUAAAUCCAAAUGGACAAUUUAAAAAGUAUUAAGAGAAAAACAUGUAGAAGAUCCAGGGUUCCCAUGGCAACAACAUACACACACUAUUCUCUUUAUUACAAGCAUUUUUAACAUGCUUUUUAACAUGCAUACAAUUAAUAUAUUAUUUUGUUUUUCAGAGAGAAGAUUAUAGCGCCGCUGCUUGAUGUGUGUGCUAACAGGCAGUGUGCUAGCAUGAAUUAACUUGAGGCUGUGCACACAACAAAUAUACACAUUAGCACUAAAUAACGUCAUCAAACUUUCCCUUUAUGCAUUCCCACAGAGUAUCAGCAUUUGGGAGCCCGAUAAAAAUACAGUAUAGUUGACAAUCUGUGCAGAGUGGGAGAAGGCUAACGCAAGUACAAUGGUGCAUUCAAGGACUGUUAAACAAAGUGGGACACUCACAACAAACAACAUAAACAUGUAAAAUUUUCAAACUAUAUUAUUUUUUAAAUAAAAUAAUGGCCCAUAUUUCCAAAAUUGAUAUGCAUUGACUUAAAAUUGUAUUUAGUUUUUUUACAAAGGUAUUUUUUUCAUCAUUGCGCCUGAAAGGUUUCCUCGGCCCAGUUCGGCCCCGCCCACGGACCGUUACUGGGCCCCUGCCAGGUGGUUGGGGACCCCUGCUUUAGAGGGUCAAAAAAUUGUAUUGCUUAAUUUAUGGAGUACAGAAUUUUUUAUAUGUCCUAUACGUAGAUUCCAAAGUUAUACCUGAAAGAAUUACAAAAAAAGAAAACUUACUUUGAGAAAUCAAGCCAACUUAGAAAGAUAUAACGAACAGUUAUGCUGUUAUUUAGAUAAAUAUAAAAAAAUAAAAAUGAUCAAAUUUAAAAUGAAUUAAUUCUGUUAUGCAUUAUUUUAUAAAAGUAUUUAAUUACUGAAAGGAAUUACAAAUAAAAGUUACAAAGAUGAACAAAAUUAGAGUAUUUCUUUAAAUAAAGAAAAAAAUCAUUUUUAGAAAGUUAUGCUCUUGAGAGGAAUUUAAAACAUGAACAAAAUAAUUCGCUCCUAAGAGGAAUUGAAAAACAGGUUUACAAGAAUGAAAUACAAAAAAAUAUACUUAGAGGAUUUUUUUUUAUACAUUUAGAGGAUUUAUACAUUACACAUGAAACACGCAAUACAAAAAAAGUCAUCAACAUCCUAACUCUUUGUACUCUCCAUGCCAUCUUAACAUCCAUAUCUUUUACAAGCUCUUAUGCUAACAUUGUAGCUUUAAAAUCUUGAUCGUAACAACUAUGUAUUGCAUGUAUCAUGAAUUACACUGCUGAAAAUGUUAUAUUGACAUGUGAAAACCUAAGUGGCAGUAUUGUUAUUUACUGGUUGAAUGUGACUGCAUGUCUGCUGUAUGAUGAACUGUUGCACUUAAUUGUAACUAUUAAAGAAAUGUAGUGUAGCUACAGUACCGUGAGCCUCCUUUGGCUGUUUUGUCCAAUAAAAUCCAUGUAUUUUACAUUUAUCUGAGAGAUAGACUCAUGGACCACAACUGCACAAUAAACAAUCAUUUUCA
Dunckerocampus dactyliophorus (ringed pipefish) is the source of this 7117-nucleotide messenger RNA. RefSeq names its product synaptotagmin-like 2b (gene sytl2b). Gene Ontology annotation, biological process: intracellular protein transport; exocytosis. The transcript has 20 exons. NCBI's taxonomy places the organism in Eukaryota, Metazoa, Chordata, Actinopteri, Syngnathiformes, Syngnathidae. The record is from RefSeq and is a predicted model, not a curated record. Gene Ontology annotation, cellular component: plasma membrane; exocytic vesicle. Bases 771 to 5243 code for a protein of 1490 amino acids. Gene Ontology annotation, molecular function: small GTPase binding; neurexin family protein binding.